AACAGCGGCUUACAUAGUUCCCGAAAUCGGAUGACCCGAGACCCGCAUCUGGCGCCGACCGAAACCCUCGCCAUUCAAAGACGGGAGAGCUCUCCCAACCACAAUUCACAACCUCUAGGUUUUUGUUUGCCUUCCCUUUCUGUAAAAUACGCAGACACACUAGAAGGAGAAUCAAACAACGCAGGUCUGGUGCUCAAGUUGGAUCAGAUCACAGAUAUGAGGCGUCCAGGAUAUGGUGAUUCAAGUGGCAAUGCAUAUGUAACAUCACAGCUGCAACGUAUGUCUGGUCAGAGGAUGGAGCAUAAGUCUGGUCACUACCAAGGACGGCCAGAGUUGUUGGCCUCUGAGAAAGAGCAUCCAUACGGAGCUUCAAAACCAGAGGGACAAUGGAGGUGGCAAAGGGAUGAAUCUAAAGUGCCAAAUGCAAUGUCAUCUCACAUGUUCAAUGAAGGGCAUGCAGUUGAUGAAUCUAGGUCAUAUUAUGAAGGCCAAAGGCAAGAUCCCAAAUUGGCUUUAGAAAAACAAGGCAACAAUGAAACUAGAUCUCAUCCACUUGAAGAAGAUAUGAACAUAGGGUAUGAGGACAAUCCUUUGUCACAGACUUAUGAAGGUCUUGAGCAGAGAUUCGUUGAUGACAUCAUGAAAUUGUCCAAGGAACAAGCUGAUGCAGAGGAUGCAGAAAAUGCAAGGCAUAGGGAGAAAAUAAACACCAUAAAUGCCCAAUACCAAGAACAACUAGCAGCACUUCGAGCUCGAUACACCAAUCGUCGAGAUGAGUUCAUCCGGAGGGAAUCCCAUGCAAGACAACAGCAGUACCAACAGGCUAUGAUGGACCAGUAUUCAGGUGGCAUAGGCGGCCCUAGCGAGGUUCGUGGCUAUGGUGGAGCUGGAGCUGCAGCCGGCGAACCGCACCGAGCCUAUAAUGCAGACCGCUAUGACACCUACAGAGAGCGGGCACGAUUUAUCGGGGGCACUAGGGAUCAUGAGUUCGAGUCGAGAGGAGGUCCAUACCCCGGAGGCCGUGUUUACAAUGCCGGCGGCUCUCGAUACUACUAAUCUAAUAAGUAACUAGGCAUAUAGAACUCUUGAGGCUGUUUCCUUUGUGCACCCGUAUCCCGCACCUUAACUAAUCCUGUGCUGUUUGGAGCCAUUUCAAAGGAAGAGUAGAGAGUAUUACGAUGAUGAUUUGCAAUGUAAUCUUAUUAUUUGUUGGUAUCUCAUGUUAUCCGCGUUUACAUUCUUUUUUUGGAGUAGUAGUUGUGGAGAUGUUUCAUUUCGAUGACA
This is a messenger RNA of Diospyros lotus (date-plum), 1284 nucleotides long. RefSeq lists its product as uncharacterized. The record is from RefSeq and is a predicted model, not a curated record. Lineage: Eukaryota; Viridiplantae; Streptophyta; Magnoliopsida; Ericales; Ebenaceae. The transcript is spliced from 4 exons. Bases 31 to 1056 code for a protein of 341 amino acids.